GAUAUUGGAUAUUGGGCGUCUUAAGCGUUGCGCUACUUUGGUUUUCUUUUCGUAAAUCCGUGGCUUUCAAUACCCUUAGUUAAUAAGGAAUUUCAUGGUUUUUUGUUCAUCAAAGAAUGCGUAAAUUUUACUCAACGUCAUAGUUGGUGAUCCAAAAUUGACAUUUUGUUUUUAGGAGUUGUUCUCUUCUGGACAGGUCCUUUGGAAUCUGUUAAAGACUCUACUACUCUUCUCGUAAAAUAAGAACCAUUCAUUCGUGUUUACUUUACUCAUGAUAUGGCAUGAAUUUUUAACCCUGGGCAUCAAAUAUCUUCGAUUACACAAGCUGCCAGCGAUAUUGCUUAAACAACCGAAAGUAUUCUUGCUUCCAAAACAUUCUACACAGUAUCUUCGUGUCAGUUCAAAUUUCGGACGUUUAUCCAAAUAUAUUGGCAAUUAUUCACAAGCUAACUCAUUGGUUAAAACAAUAUAUAAAUCGAUUAUUAGUGGUAGUACUCAGCAACGAUCAAAUUCAUUAUUAAGAAUAUAUAGAGGUUUCGCUGGAUCUGUUCAGUUAAGGCAUUACGCAACUAGCAGACCUGAUUAUUCUUUUCAUCCUAUCAACAAAAUUUAUAAACCGAAACAUGAAUCUUGGUUUUCGAAUAUCUUCGCCACAAACAAGUAUCAAGUAUUACCUAAUUUGUGUACGAAUUCGGCGGACUCAAUAAACCCGAAAGAGUUUAUAGCAGCAGGAUGUAACAGUGCUGUAUGGGCAGCUGAAGUUCGUCAACAAUAUCCAAAUGAUCAUGAAUCAAUUGAUAAAUUUGCUGUAAAAGUACUGUAUAACUAUUACACGAAGUCAUCUUAUGAUAGACAAUCUAAUUUAAACAAUGAUUAUAAUUCAUUUCAAAAUAUUCCUGAAAGUUGGGUAUUACUACAUCGUCAAAUUCAAAGAGAAUGUGAGCUUCGUCCUCAAACUAAUCAUCCUAACAUUGUACCAUUAGUUGGAUAUUUUAUUGAUCGUGCGCCUCAAAUUCAUUCAAUAAAUGAUGCAUGUGUUCAUACUGAUAAUUAUAAUGAACUUCACAAUACUCUAUCUUCUAGUAAAGUUUCACAGGUUAGUGUUCAUAAGCCUGUUCAAUCAAAAUGUUGGCCAAGUAUAGAAAACUUUUCAGAAGGUUUUGACAAUCGACCGUAUACAUUCUACAUGUUAAUGCCAAGAUUUGAAGGAACUUUAGACGAUCUCUUACAAGGAAAUUUACAAUUUAACUAUGAACAAUUACCAACUGAAAUCAAUGACGAAAAGAUUAUUGAAUUUAGUCAAAAUUCACACAGUAAUGCUAAUCUUUUGCAUAUUAAUCAACAUGAAAAGAAUUUUUUUAUUUCUAAUACUACUACUACUAAUAACAAUAAUAAUAAUACUAAUACUAAUUCAAAUGAUUUUUCCUCGUCAAAUUUAUUCAAUUCAGUAUAUAUUAAACAUGGUAAAAUGUAUUUAUCUAUAGAUGACAUUGUAACUAUACUUGUUCAAUUAUUUGAAGCAAUCGCUGAACUUGAACACAAUAAUAUUGCUCAUAGAGAUAUUAAACCAAAUAAUAUACUUAUACGUCAACGUAUUCCAUAUUAUAAAAUUCAUCGAAUUUCUAAUAUGAAUAACACUAUACGAUCUCAUUUAAAUUGGUUAAAUGACAAAAAAUUACAAAUGACUAAUUCACAUUUUCAUGUUGCAUUAACUGAUUUCGGAUGUGCUAUUCGAACUGGACAUCGAAAUCAUCAUGCUAACGAUAAUAAUAAUCAUGAAUAUCCUAAUCAUAGUGGAAAUUUAGCACUUUUAGCUCCAGAAAUAGCACAAAUUAUUCAUUCAUCCAUAGAUGAUGAUUCAAAUAAUCCACAUUCUAUGAUCACUAAUAAAGAUUAUGCACAUUCUGAUUUAUGGGCAGCUGCUACAUUAAUUUACCCAUUAUUUGGAAUACCGAAUCCAUUUGUUGAUGGAACACUUUCUUCAGUAAAUUAUACUGAGGAUUCUUUGCCUGAACUUCCUAACGAAGCACCAAAAAUAAUGACAUGGAUUUUACAUAAAUGUCUUAAACGUAAUCCAUCCGAAAGGCCUAGCGCUGAUGAGAUUGCAGAUAUUUUGCAUACCUGGUGUCUUAUUCGACAUUUUCACAAUAGACAAGAAGAUGAUGUUUUUAAAGAUAUUUUUCAAUGUCCAAUCAAUCUUUUGACUAUAAAUAUUAGUUCUUCGGCUGCAGAAUUUAAAAACUCAACAAAAUCCCAUAAAAUAUUAAACAAUGAACUCAUCAGCCGUUUAUGUGAUCUCUUGAGUAUAUGUUGGGCAGGUGAUUGGUUAUCCGGUGCUGCUCGUCCUCCAAACGGUAUCCGGUCAUUGUUUUAUUCACGAGCUACUCCUGGGCGUUUGGCGCUUUGCUUAAGUGUUGUACAACAAUUGGAGUGUUUCAAUGUUUAACACUUGUUGAAUUCCUCUCGUACAUAAUGAAAUUGGUAGCUUAAUCUCUCCAAAGUAACUUCAGAAACGCGAAUUACUUAUUUUUUUGAUGCUUAUUUACUCAUUGUUUUUCUCAUUGUUCCUGAUGCUAUUGUCUUUCAUCUGCGCUUCUCUUGUUCACUGAAUGUUCAUAUAGUGUUAUUCUGUUUUUCCCAUAAAAGUAUAUUGAAUAAAUGUUCAUUGUUCGUCUUGCAUUUGCCGUUAUACAUCUCUUCCUUAAAGUAGUUUCCGUCUUCGUUUUUUUCGAAAACUACUUACCAAGUUCUUUUAUUAUAGCAUUUUAUUUCUAAGAUUUUCGCUAUGAAGCAACAUGAUAAAAUUGAUGUUAAUGACUAAUUGUCAGUCGAAAUAACUCAGUCAAG
Schistosoma turkestanicum is the source of this 2847-nucleotide messenger RNA. The record is from the annotation of a GenBank genome assembly. NCBI's taxonomy places the organism in Eukaryota, Metazoa, Platyhelminthes, Trematoda, Strigeidida, Schistosomatidae.